ACGGAUGUACUUAAUUUACUUGUUCUUACAGAAAAACCAGGGAUUGAAAACACAGGUUACUCGUAAGGUAACGCUGCAAGAAAUUAAAUUGUUUCGUAGUGAAUACAGCGAUAAAAUAAGAAUGACCCCAACAACGCAAUUACCUACUAAGCUUUGUCAUGUAAUAAAGCGUCCAGAUUUUGAAGGCUACGGAUUCAAUUUGCAUUCAGAGAAAGUGAAGCCCGGCCAGUUCAUAGGAAAAGUCGAUAUUAACUCUCCAGCGGAAGUAGCGGGAUUAAAGGAGGGUGAUCGCAUUAUAGAAGUAAAUGCCGUUAAUAUUAGCCAAGAGUCCCAUAAGCAAGUGGUGCAGCGUAUUAAAGCUAUGUCAAACGAGGUUCGGUUGCUAAUAAUAGAUGCACAUGCAAGUAGCAAAGGUAUACGUUCAUUUCCUACAAAUAUCAUAUCCGCGUGUAGUAGAGACGACAGCGGCAGAAAAGAAAAAGAAGGUGUAGUUCAGGCAACACCUGGAUGUAGCAUUAACAUUAGCAGCAUCAGUACUAUAAGUAUGACGCGUUCAUUUAAUGGUGAUAGCUAUUCAGUCAAUGAUAAUUUAAAUGAACAUAACGAUGCCACAACAAAUAAUGCCAAUGAAAUCUUACUCAGGGAGCAAGGUGGAUAUAGUUUUAAUUCAAGAUCUUGCCAGACAACGACUAGUGUGCGUAAUGCCGUAAGAUCAACUAAUACCAUUGGAGAAGACAGUUGCCAAAACGAAAGGAAAACUUCAAGCGGCGGACUAGAAUUAUCAAUGACAGCUGCAGAGAUGCGAGCAAAACUUUUGUCUAAAAAAAAAUAUGAUCCGAAAAACGAAACUGUAGAUCUAAAAAAAAAGUUUGAAAUAAUCCAGAAACUCUGAAAAAUGCAUCUUGGAUGAAAUAAAAUGUUAUCAAAACUGUUAA
This is a messenger RNA of Anastrepha ludens (Mexican fruit fly), 935 nucleotides long. RefSeq lists its product as uncharacterized. NCBI's taxonomy places the organism in Eukaryota, Metazoa, Arthropoda, Insecta, Diptera, Tephritidae. The transcript has a single exon. The record is from RefSeq and is a predicted model, not a curated record. Gene Ontology annotation, molecular function: protein binding; protein-membrane adaptor activity. Gene Ontology annotation, cellular component: apical plasma membrane. Gene Ontology annotation, biological process: protein localization to plasma membrane. Bases 5 to 892 code for a protein of 295 amino acids.